AUGAAAGGUCUUACUGUUAGCGCAUCCGUCUCCCGUGACUCUUUCAGUUCCUUUCUCUUUGCUUUCCGUUCCCUUUACCGAUCUUGUAAAGCCGACACCAUUAAACCUCUUAUCUACUUCCCUGGUUACCACGUUCUAUCUCUUCGCUUUGUGCCUGCAGUGGACAAGUGUGAGCCAUUCACACUCGAUCAGUUCAAUGAAUUCCUCCCAGGUGUACCACCUAUUGUGUAUGGCUUUGCACGCGUUGGCAAUUGGUGCUAUAUUGUGGCACUAUUCAAACACAAUAUUGAUGUUAAUCGUUUGCCAUUUGAGUCCCCUCUGCCGGAUAGAAUUCAUCUCAGACUUUACCCAGCUAGAAAAAGAGAUGCUGCAAAGGUUCCACCUUUGGAACCUCUGACUACCUCGACAGCUCCUGUUGUCGCUCCUGCUCCUGGCGUCGUUGGUACGGCUGCUCCCCCCGCUGACCCCACUGGUUCUCAUGCCUCCGAUGACAGCAUUUCUUCUGGUGUGAAUGACUCUAGCUCCUCGUCGCUCCCCGCCGACUCUCCUUCUCCUUCUUCUCUUCUAUCCGCUACCGACUCCGUCGCAUCUGAACCGCCUGUAGAGGUGAUGAUUUUCUAUCCUGAUAUCGUUGCCACUGAUGAAGAUGAUCUUGUUAUGGAAAAUUGUCACAGCAGUGAUGUUCCUCAAUCACCUUACCAGCCGGCUAAAAAGAAACUUGUCUAUGCUGAUAACAAGCUACAUGCACUUGAAAUCCAAAACAGCUACCCCUCUGUUGUAAUGAGCGUUAGUCACUGUUUAAAAAUCUGCACGUGGAAUGUUAAAGGUGCUGCGCUUUCCACCUCUGCAGCUGAUCUCAAGUCACACCUAGACCGUUUCGCUGAUGACUAUGUAGUUAUUACUGAACUCAACAUCAGUGGAAGCGAAUCACUUUCCUCACUUUACCCAAACAAAAUCGUCCUCUGCUCCAGUGGUAUGGGUACAGGUGUAGCUAUCAUCAAACUCAAAGGCGGCGACCUAGAUUACAAACUCGAAACCAACACCAUCGAUCUGAUGGCUGGUGAUUUCAACUGUCUCUCACCCUUCUCUCCUUCCUUUUCUAAAGCAGAUGACGAGGAGCUAUGUCACACUAUAGAAAGUCUAGCUUCUGUCAACUCACUUGUAGAUACCGGUUUGUCCGCUGACACUCCCACUUUCAGCUGUACCAAUCACCCGCUCCCCAUUUCCCUCUCUCCUAGACGGUUGGAUCGUAUCUACGUCGCAUCCACAAUGCUAGGUGGUAACCCCGCUGUCGCCACCUAUUUCCAUAAUAAGAGUGAUCACUGCCCUGUCUCUGUCGACAUCAACCUCUCAAGUAAGUUUCAAGUAGGUAAGCGUUGGAUGGAAUGCCCAUCGGCAGUGCUCACCAACACUCUAAAAAUAAGAUCAAAGAACUCACUGAUCGUAUCAAUCAAAAGAUCUGACGGAGUCGUCACCACUUCACCUGAUGAGAUCAAAGAUGCUUUUUGGGACUUUUACUCUAAACUCUAUUCUAAAAUUGAUUGCUCAGCGUCUGCUCACUCCAAAUUGCUCAAGCAUUGGGUGGUUCCUGAUCAUAUCAAGUCGUCCUUUGAUGACUCUCCUGUCUCUCUUGAUGAAGUCAUCCAUGCAAUAAGCUCUACCAAACCUUCGAAAUCGCCUGGUCCCGAUGGCGUUACUGGACUGUUCUACACAACUCACAAAGACAUCAUUGCUCCAGUACUACUUGUCAACAGACUUAUCGCUUGGUUCUUCACCAGUGCACCUGAUGCCAAAGCAAAGUUCACCGCUUUGAUGUCUUUGGACAGGUCUUGCUUUCACUGGAAUGAUGGUGGUCUGAAUUUAUGGGAUCUAUCGCUUCGUUCUGCUGCUUAUAAGAUAUGGGUCUUUAAUAGAUUCCUGUUGUUAAGUAGAAGCAACUCAUUUGGAGUCACUGUCGAUUGCUCUGCAUUAACGCGUAAAUUUAAAUCUGAUUGGAAUCUUAAUCCUUCCAACUACGUGCCACCACUUUAUACUGUUGUUCAUCAACACGCAACUACUGUUAGAUCUAUUCUAUCCUAA
Heterostelium album PN500 is the source of this 2079-nucleotide messenger RNA. RefSeq lists its product as uncharacterized. Lineage: Eukaryota; Evosea; Eumycetozoa; Acytosteliales; Acytosteliaceae. Bases 1 to 2079 code for a protein of 692 amino acids. The transcript has 6 exons. The record is from RefSeq and is a predicted model, not a curated record.